Molecule: messenger RNA, 1137 nt
Organism: Hippocampus comes (tiger tail seahorse)
Lineage: Eukaryota; Metazoa; Chordata; Actinopteri; Syngnathiformes; Syngnathidae
Gene: fam177a1a
Product: family with sequence similarity 177 member A1
Exons: 5
Coding region: 82-711 (209 amino acids)
Source: RefSeq, a predicted model, not a curated record
ACUUGCAUCUACAUAAAUGUGAUAUCUGUGUUUUCAAUAAACAGUAACAACGUCGAGGUUGCUCGAAGAACCUUUCGUGAUAUGGCAGACUUGUCAUUGUAUUUAACCAAUAUAAACGUUUCAUUGGGACGAACUAUGGAAGGUAAUAAGAGUCAAGACGUGGUGGAAGACUUCGAGAGAGUGGAGAUGGGCGACUCAGGUGCGAGGCAGGGAAGGGUUAAGCUUCCCCGCAGGACCAUCUACUUUGCCAGUGGCGAAACAAUGGAGGAGUACAGUACUGACGAAGAGGAAGAGGAACCUGUGGAGAAAAGAGUGGUUAACGUGGAUACGUCGAAACUGACAUGGGGCCCAUAUUUUUGGUUCCACAUGUGGAGAAUGGCCACCUCAACUAUCUCAGUGUGUGACUACAUGGGAGAGAAACUUGCUUCUCUUUUUGGUAUUACCGCUCCUAAAUACCAGUACGCUAUCGACGAGUACUACCGUAUUAAGAAAGAGCAGGAGGAAGAAGAGGAGGAGAACCGUCUGGCUGAUGAGGCAGAGCAUCAAUUUGCAGAGCAGCGAAAGAGCGAGAAGAAGGACCCGACUCCGGCAACCGUUGAGCAGCCUGAAGCGAUAGGAGCUUCUUUUGUCAAUGUUUCUUUUGACCACGAGCCUGAAGCGGCUCUCAACACUGCAGACAACAACAGAGCACCUUGUCCUCUCCCCUCCUGACAAUCCAAAAUCUCUUUACUUGCGACGAGGAUGAAUGCUAAUCUACUUAUUUGUAAUAAUUAUUCAUUAAUAAUAAUAAUAUUUUUUUAUGCUCGCAUUUUGUUCAAACAGGAUUCCGUUAACACGGUAGGAAACCAGGUUGAUCUUACUGCAUUGGCAUCAGCGAUUUGUCUCGAGCUUGAUUUCUAAAGAAAAAAAAAAUACAUUUACCAACGGACUUUUUUGACAACGAUAGCAGCAGCAGGGUCUUUUAACACUAUUCAAAGCAGCAGCAAAAAUGCAGAUUUGUUGUUCCGUUUCAGAUAUUUCAGUGCCUAUAUGUUGUCUAUGCAUCUUGACUGUAUGAUGUCAUCCAUCCAUCCAAUCCAGAGGAUUUCAGUUUUUCCAUCAGAUUUUCAUUUCAACAUAAUAAAGCUACUUAUGUCA